This is a messenger RNA of Vigna radiata var. radiata (mung bean), 1827 nucleotides long. RefSeq names its product metal transporter Nramp5. Bases 214 to 1803 code for a protein of 529 amino acids. Gene Ontology annotation, molecular function: manganese ion transmembrane transporter activity; cadmium ion transmembrane transporter activity. The transcript has 13 exons. Gene Ontology annotation, biological process: metal ion transport. The record is from RefSeq and is a predicted model, not a curated record. Gene Ontology annotation, cellular component: membrane. NCBI's taxonomy places the organism in Eukaryota, Viridiplantae, Streptophyta, Magnoliopsida, Fabales, Fabaceae.
ACGUAUGUACUGUGAUUCAUGCCAUCUGCAAUAAAACAAUAUGCUACGUGGUGUCAGCUAGCUGAGAGUAAGAGGCAUGAAAAUGGAAGUCUAAGUUGUCUCAACACAAAACCAGUGAUAACUAUAAAUAUAAACACUUAUACAACUACUUUUUAUUCAUUCAACCACCCUUCAUCUUAUUGCAUGCACACACAAAAACAAAAAGACUGAUAGAUGGCUAGCUUCAUGCAACAGCAACCAAAGGGAGUUAAUGGAGGCAGUAACCGCAUAGUCGCAGUCAAUGUCUCUCCCUCUAACAACCUUCCUACACCUUCAAAUCAUGAGAAGCCUGGGUGGAAAAAGUUCAUGUCAUAUGUGGGUCCUGGCUUUCUGGUUUCCUUGGCUUACCUUGAUCCUGGAAACAUGGAAACUGAUCUGCAAGCUGGAGCUGAUCACAAAUAUGAGCUGCUGUGGGUAAUACUGAUUGGACUGGUGUUUGCGCUUAUAAUUCAAUCGUUGGCUGCGAAUCUGGGCGUAACCACUGGAAAACACCUUUCAGAAUUAUGUAAAGCCGAAUAUCCAUUAUUGGUAAAGUACUGUUUGUGGAUAUUAGCUGAGCUCGCUGUCAUAGCUGCAGACAUACCUGAAGUGAUUGGCACAGCCUUCGCGUUGAACAUACUAUUCCACAUCCCUGUAUGGGCAGGAGUUCUCAUAACUGGCUGCAGCACCCUCUUAUUUCUUGGUCUGCAGAGAUUUGGGGUAAGGAAGUUGGAACUGCUGAUAUCAGUGCUAGUUUUUGUAAUGGCUGGAUGUUUCUUUGGGGAAAUGAGCUACGUAAAACCACCUGCUUCUGGUGUAUUGAAAGGAAUGUUUGUGCCAAAACUCAGUGGUCAGGGAGCUACAGGGGAUGCUAUUGCUCUUUUGGGAGCCCUUGUCAUGCCGCACAACCUUUUCCUCCACUCUGCUCUGGUCCUGUCUAGAAAAGUACCCAGUUCAGUGCGUGGCAUCAAUGAUGCAUGUAGAUACUUUCUCAUAGAAAGUGGAUUUGCAUUGUUUGUGGCAUUCCUAAUCAAUGUUGCAAUGGUUUCUGUGUCGGGAACUGUUUGCGCUGCUGACAAUCUUUCUGCAGCAAGUGCUGAUCAGUGCAGCGAUCUUACCCUUAACUCUGCUUCUUUCCUUCUCAAGAACGUGUUGGGACGGUCGAGCUCUACCAUUUAUGCUAUAGCACUGCUAGCCUCAGGACAAAGUUCAGCCAUCACUGGAACCUAUGCAGGGCAAUACAUUAUGCAGGGUUUCUUGGACAUGAGGAUGAAAACAUGGAUUAGAAACUUUAUGACUAGAUGCAUUGCCAUAACACCUAGUCUUAUUGUUUCAAUCAUUGGAGGUUCUCAAGGAGCUGGUCGGCUUAUCAUCAUUGCAUCGAUGAUACUUUCAUUUGAGCUUCCAUUCGCUUUGAUUCCUCUGCUUAAGUUCAGCAGCAGCAGUACAAAGAUGGGACCUCACAAGAAUUCUAUAAUUAUAAUUGUGAUCUCAUGGAUUCUGGGCUUGGGAAUCAUUGGCAUCAAUGUAUACUACCUUUCUACUGCGUUCGUGGGUUGGUUAAUUCAUAGCAGUCUACCAAAGGUGGCAAAUGUGUUGAUUGGGAUUGUAGUGUUUCCUCUAAUGGCACUUUAUGUUGGGUCAGUAAUAUACCUAACAUUAAGAAAAGACACUGUUAAGACAUAUAUUGAGACAAAGAAUGAAGCAGCAAUGGAAAAGGGUCAAUCAGAGUUGAAUGAAAUUCCUUACAGAGAAGACUUGGCUGAUAUCCCCUUACCACCAUAAGGGAAUAAAAUGCAUCAGCAUCAC